CCUCCUAUUACGAGCAUCACAGCGAACUUCGUUGCCUUCCCUAUCCUUCAGAACCUGAGGAAAAAAAAGGAACAAAUAAACCGGUUACCCGAUUUUAGUAGAAAAAAGUACGGUAGAUAGGCUUUAGCUUUGCGAAUCGAGUUCCGGCCAGUAUGGGAGUGCCGAGCGACGACGCCGUUUUGAUCCAGAAGGGAAAGAAUCCGAGGGAGCCUCAUGUAAUUACCGUUAAUUGUCCAGAUAAGCAUGGCCUAGGUUGCGAUAUUUGCCACAUAAUCCUUGAUUUCGGUCUCUACAUCACCAAAGGAGAUGUUUCAACGGAUGGAAUUUGGUGCUUUUUGAUAUUUUGGGUGGUUCCUCAUUCGAGCUCACCUUUUAUAAGGUGGCCAAGAUUGAAGAUCCGGCUUCAAUCCUUAUGUCCUUCUUGUUCCGUGACAUUUUACUUGAAUGAUCAACCUUCGCACUCUGCGGCUUCUCCAGUUUACUUCUUGAAGUUCUUUUGCCUUGAUCGGAAAGGAUUGCUACACGAUGUCACACAGGUUCUCACUGAGCUUGAGCUUGCAAUUCAAAAGGUGAAAGUUACAACAACCCCAGAUGGCAGAGUCCUUGACCUCUUCUUUAUAACCGAUAACAUGGAGCUUUUACACACCAAAGAACGACAAAAUGACUUGUAUAAACAAUUAGAUGCUGUGUUGGGUGAAUCAUGUAUCAGUUGUGAACUCAAGUUGGCAGGACCAGAGUAUGAAUGCCAUCAUGCUAUCUCAUCUCUUUCUCCUGCUGUAGCAGAAGAGUUAUUUCGUUUUGAGCUAUCUGAUAAAGAGACUCGUUUGCAAGCUCUUAGUUCUGAUAUGACAAGAUUGAAGAAAGCUAAUGUGGUUGUAGACAAUUCAUUGAGCCCAGCUCAUACAUUGCUUCAAAUAAGUUGUGUUGAUCACAAAGGCCUUUUCUACGAUGUCUUGAGAACUUUGAAAGACUGCAAUAUCAAGAUAGCUUAUGGCCGGUUCUCACCAAAUUUCAAUGGGUAUCGUGAUUUAGACCUCUUUAUUCAGCAAAAGGAUGGAAAAAAGUUUGUGGACCCUGAGAUGCAAAAUGGAUUAUGCUCUCGCUUGAAGGUGGAAAUGCUUCACCCAUUGCGUGUUGUCAUUGCGAACCGGGGGCCAGAUACAGAACUUCUGGUUGCCAAUCCAGUUGAGUUAUCUGGGAAGGGAAGACCACGGGUUUUCUAUGAUGUUACACUAGCUCUGAAGGCUCUUGGAAUUUGCAUAUUCUCUGCUGAAAUCGGAAGAUAUUCGAGUUCAGAUCGUGAAUGGGAAGUCUACAGAUUUCUUUUGGAUGAGAAAUGUGGAUUCCAAUUAUCAAGUACGUCAGCUAGAAAUCAGAUUGUUGACAGAGUUAGAAGAAUGCUGAUGGGCUGGUGAGUGCGAUCAAUCUUCUUUGUACCUGGCUUAUUAUGAGACCCACCAUUAAUGAUCUCUGCCUGUGGCCCGACUCGCUUAGCCUCCCAUUCUGACUUAUAUUCUCAAACGAACCUUCAUUUAGUAACCUUUGUUGAGCAUGUGUUAGUUCAAAUGUGUGUGCUCUUUAUUUAUGGUAGAGAUGGAUAGAAUAUUGGGAAGAAUUUCUCUAAUCUAAUGUAGAGCAUACUCGUCCACUCUGUUCUUGGUUUACAAAAUUAACCCAUGGCCAUCGUUUAUUGUGUUUUUAUGGCACGCUUUAGUUUUCAACUGUAAAUUUGAAGGGAAACCGGAUUGUAUUUAACUUUAUGAGUUAAGCCUAUCAACCUUUGUAAUAUUAAACAUAAAACAUUGGAGUUUUGUAUCCCAUAAUGCAAUCCUCAAUGCAG
This is a messenger RNA of Hibiscus syriacus, 1840 nucleotides long. Its product is annotated as ACT domain-containing protein ACR9-like. The transcript has 6 exons. Bases 153 to 1415 code for a protein of 420 amino acids. Lineage: Eukaryota; Viridiplantae; Streptophyta; Magnoliopsida; Malvales; Malvaceae. The record is from RefSeq and is a predicted model, not a curated record.